Molecule: messenger RNA, 1149 nt
Organism: Lycium barbarum (goji berry)
Lineage: Eukaryota; Viridiplantae; Streptophyta; Magnoliopsida; Solanales; Solanaceae
Product: transcription factor RAX2-like
Exons: 3
Coding region: 84-1001 (305 amino acids)
Source: RefSeq, a predicted model, not a curated record
CAAAGAUAGCAAAACAAAACAUCCCCUCAAAAUAUCACUUGAACUAGUGUGUGUGUGUGUGUGUGUGUGAAAAGAAGAAGAAAAUGGGAAGAGCUCCAUGUUGUGAUAAAGCAAAUGUGAAAAGAGGGCCAUGGUCUCCUGAAGAAGAUGCAAAACUCAAAGAUUUUAUUCACAAAUAUGGUACUGCUGGAAAUUGGAUUGCACUUCCUCAAAAAGCUGGACUAAGGAGAUGUGGGAAGAGUUGCAGAUUGAGAUGGCUAAAUUAUCUAAGGCCUAAUAUCAAGCAUGGUGAUUUUUCUGACGAAGAAGACAGAGUUAUAUGCAGCUUGUAUGCCAACAUUGGAAGCAGGUGGUCAAUUAUAGCAGCUCAAUUACCGGGAAGAACUGACAAUGAUAUCAAGAAUUAUUGGAACACUAAGCUCAAGAAAAAGCUCAUGGGAUUAAUAUUACCUAAUUCUUCUAAUAACCAAAAAAGAUCACCCUAUUUUCCAUCUACUACUACUCUUCAAGCCCAUCAAAAUCUUUUGUACACUCCAAAUAGGUCUUUCAUUGAACAGCCCAUUAUUUCUUCAGCCCAACAAAAUAUUUUGUACACCAAUAAUAACAACAACAUGGUGAUGACCAACUUUCCUAAUUUUGGUGUUACAAAUUAUAAUUUUCAAAAUUAUCCACAAUUAAAAGGUAAUAAUUUACUUAUGUUUGGAGGAGAAGCAAGUUGUUCUUCAUCAGAUGGAAGUUAUUGCAGCCAGAUGAGUUUUGGUAAAGACAUUAUUAAAAGAGAAGAAAUUAUGAGUACUGAUUAUUAUUUACAACAAGGUCAAAUUUCAAGUGGUGAUGUUGCUGCCUUUGAAGAAAUUAACCAGCAAUUCAAUCUUGAUUAUUUUGGGAAUAUGCAGCUUCCUACAAGUUGUUGUACCAAUGUCAAUAAUGGGAGUACUACUAGUGGAUUCAAUGAUGAGAAUUGUAACAAGUCAAAUGUGAUAGGGAUGUUUUAUUACUGAAAGAUGAAAUGACUGUUGGUGUAAAAAAGAUGUAAGUACAAUUCAGGAAGAUUUGAUUAGGGUAGUGUGGGUAUGGGGUUAUUGCCAAGAAGAUUCAGUCUUUUUUUGGGGUUUUGUGUAGCUACUUUUGGUGGAAUUGAAUGAAAAA